AAGCGGGGUGGGCGCUGACCUAGCUCCACUUUCGCCCCACUGCCUUAGGUAGACGCGCACCCCCGUUGCACCUCGUCUGUUCACCAAGCCGCAAGCGCGUAAAAUUAAGGCGUUUGACUUUCCAUUAGCAUUUGAAGCCAUGUUGUCAAGCAAGAGCCUUACGCGAAUUGCAAGGGCAAAGCCCUGCGGGCUUGCUCCUUUGUCGGCUCGUCGGCCGGCUGUCGUUUCGCGCAUUGUGCCGGCAAUUGUCGCGCUUGCACCAAGCAGCAGCGGCAGGGAUGAGGGGUCCAAGGCAGCAUCUGCCGAAAGUGCGACGCAGACGCCUGUAGUCGCCAAUUCAGAUGCCGCACAGCUGGCAGCGGCCACUCCUGUGCCCAUUGCCCCUGGCAAUGCGCAACCGGAGGUGGCAACCGGCGGGGGCGAUGGCGGUGUCAACGGUGGCAGCAGCGGCGGCGGCGGUGGUGGUGGUGGCGGUGGUGAUGACAGCGGCAAGGGUGGUGACGAGGGCGAGGACCGUGUCCUAAACAUUGCCGAGGUGGAGGCCGCUGCUGCGGAGAAGAAGGUCAGCCUCCCAGCUGACAUGUUGGAGAUCGCCAAGAAGUACGGACUGCGCUCCUCCGUACUCAACGCAUUCUUCGCGGCCAGGGGCAUGUUUUUCACGGGUUUUGUCGUACGGACUCUGCCGUACUUCCGCGACCGCAUCCUGGCUGACCCCAUGUUCCUCUUCAAAGUGGGCGCGGAGGUGGUCAUCGACUCGGGUUGCGCCACUGUGGCGGAGGUGCGCAAACGCGGCAAGGACUUUUGGUCGGAGUUUGAGUUCUACCUGUCUGAUCUGCUGGUGGGUCUGGUGCUGGAUGUGGUGCUGGUGUCGCUGAUGGCGCCCGCGGCGGUGCUGGGCGGUGUCAGCCGGGCGGCCAUGAGCACAUCUCCGCUUCAGAAGUGGCUGGCCACCAUUCCCUCCGCCGUGUUCGAGGCCUCGGUGCCCGGCUUGAAGUCCUACGGUGUGGGCCAGCGGGUGGCUUGCCUGGGGGUCAAGUUCCUGGAGUACAGCCUGGCGGGCAUCUGCUGCGGACUCAUAGGGCAGGGGCUGGCCAACAGCCUCAUGAUGCUCAGGCGCCAGAUGCACGGCACCAAGGAGGACGAUGUGCCCGUGCCGCCGCUGUUCAAGACGGCGCUGGUGUGGGGCCUCUUCAUGGGAGUGUCCUCGAACACUCGCUACCAGAUUGUGUUUGGUCUGGAGCGGCUGGUGGACAUGACCAUUGCGCGCAAGGUGCCCGCAGCGGCCUACGCCACCACCGUCGCCAUCCGCUUCGUGAACAACGUCAUCGGAGGCGAGAACUUUAUCGACAUGGCGCGUUGGGCGGGUGUGCAGUGAGCAGGCGUGGGCAGCAGCGAGGUCGGGUGGUGAGGAAGAAGCUUACACGCUGCAGCGUACGGCAUGUGUGUGUGUGUGUGUGUGUAAAAAAGGGCGGCGAGUCGGGAUGUAAUGUGCGUGGGGUGAGGUUGUUUUCAGGGGCUUGAAGCUUCUUUCUGGCCUUGCAGUGCAGUGCAUCCUGGCGGCGAAAUGUAAUGGGGCGGGGUGGUGGUGGUGGUGGCGAAAGGAUUGACGUCCAUGGAGGGUAAAGUGGGUAAGUGGGCAUGACGUCUUGGCUCAACAGUUAACACUAAGCUCCAUGCAUGGGAGGGUGCUGGGGUAGGGUCUGUUAGGGCGUUGGGUCAGAAGGGUGCCGUGCGGGUUUGCGGGCUUGCAUGGAGAACCUCUGGAUUGACUGGAGGAGGCUUCAUGUGGCGGGCGGCGCGUGGUUGGGAUGCUGUUGGGAUGCUGUUUGGGCUAGGGAGUUGCGAGGGCCGUGUGUCAAAACAUGCUCGCAGCUGGCCAGUGGUUGCGUGACCUCCCUGCGGGCCGGCUGUGCUGCUGGCUGGCUGGGCGACACGUCAGGGAGGCCGCAGGUGGCGAGGGGAGAGUCUGCUUUACUGCACAUGCUACUAGCGACCGCAGCGCUGUUCGGGCACCGUUUCCCUGGUAGCACAUUCAGGGGUUUCCGAACUUUCCAUGUUCCACCACAUUCGCGAGGUAUGCGUGUUGCCGAAGGUGUUGUCGGGCCGGUUCAGGGACACCCUCAAACUUUGUGUGUCGCGCUGAAAACGGGGCCUGAUGGCGUGCGGGUCAACUUCCGGGGCAGCUACUUGUGGAAGCGCCGCUGCCGGGCUCGGUUCAACAUGCCUCAUUCAUUACGGUGGUUUGAAGGUUGAAGCUUUAUGGAAGGCAAAUCGGCUGGUUGCUGCGUUUUCUGUGCGGCGUAAGGCAUUCCUGGUUCUCCGACUGCCCGGCCGUUGCAAGCCGCGGCUGCUUGCGAGUAGGCGUACCGGUAUCCGAUGGCGGGCGCAGCGUAUUGUUAUAACGGUAUUCUGGUGCGUUGCGCUUUGGUUACUUGGCCUUGGUAUGCUUACUUAUUGAUUCCUUAGAAGAUGAAAAGGCGUGAUUUUUAGGUAUGCGGUAUCGAGCAGCAGGUUCUUCCGCUUGAGAAAGAAAUUUCGUAAUCAUUGGAGUACCAGCGUCUCGCGUUUGGCUAGAGCCAAUUACAAUCCUAUACGAGUAUUUGGUGCCACAUGCUGCGUAGCAACGUCUAUGUUGGGUUCUGGCAAAGGACCUUUCCGCAGAUAUGAUGCGCCCCCUUCAUCUGAGCUAAGAUGUUAAGCUAUGAUGUGAUUUCAGCAAAUACCAAUAGCCAUUCCCUUCUUCAACAAGUAACUAACGCUUGCUUAUGGAAUAGUGGAAUUAAAGGAGGAAGCCGGUAGGUGCCCCCGGUGACAGCGC
This is a messenger RNA of Astrephomene gubernaculifera, 2818 nucleotides long. NCBI's taxonomy places the organism in Eukaryota, Viridiplantae, Chlorophyta, Chlorophyceae, Chlamydomonadales, Astrephomenaceae. The record is from the annotation of a GenBank genome assembly.